Penicillium alfredii is the source of this 660-nucleotide messenger RNA. RefSeq lists its product as uncharacterized. The transcript is spliced from 2 exons. The record is from RefSeq and is a predicted model, not a curated record. The coding region runs from base 1 to 660 and encodes 219 amino acids. Lineage: Eukaryota; Fungi; Ascomycota; Eurotiomycetes; Eurotiales; Aspergillaceae.
AUGAAAUCCGGGAUUCCCUUCGCCCUGCUUGGCCUGGCGGCCGCCGAAAACUCUGUCGUGUCCCUUUUCAUCCCUGACACCGAGUCUACGACCCUGGCCGGUUCCGUCGUGGAAGAGAGCCACAGCACGACGACUUGGGAUAUCAGCUGUGCCCACAAGUCGACGGGAGAUUGUGCGAUGCACACCACCUUGGUGGCAGGCCCGACGACUACUCAAUAUGUAGCCAGUGAUUCCUCUCAGGCAUUCCGCUUGACCUGUUCUAUGGAUGGCACUACUAGCGGAGUUUGCUCUGGAGCAAGGAGUGGGUCGGCCUUCGACUUCGUGGGCUCUGUAACUACGACGCUCGACAAGAGCGACAUUACGCUGCUACCGGUCACUGUAUCUGGCUCUAUGCCGGCAUCGCCUGCGACGGCAACGAGCACGAGCACGAGUACGUCUAGUGCGGUCAAAGACACAGAAAAGGGUUCUUCUUCUCAGCCCUCGCCCAAGAGCUCGCCUAAGAACUCGACUGAAGGCGCGGAGGAAUCUGCGACUAAGAGUUCCUCUGCUGGCUCUUCCGCCAGUUCGUCCCCCAGUACUGGUGGCAUGCCCCGGGUGACUGGGAAUGCCGGACUGGCACUGGGUGGUGCUGCGAUGGUGCUGGCGGCUGCCGUUGUAUGA